AUGACUUCGACGCGUUUGCAACGACCGCCAGAAAGAGAAGAAGAAGAAAAGGAGGAAAGAUUCUUCGCGGUGACGUACACGAACGAGACGCACAAAAAACGACCGAAAUGGAAAGACGGAUUUGUGAGCAUAGUGCGGUGUUGCGCGGCGUCUCAUUCGGGGUCGCUCUCGGUGGUUUUGUACGGCGCAAAUGCGCAGAAUAAUCGGGGCUCGUUUGAGGAAGUCACGAGAGAAAGUUUCGCGUCGUCCUCGGAAACGACGAGGAAAAAAGCAGGCCUUGAAACGAUCGCGAAAAUUUCGCGCAAAGAGACGAAAGCGAUUCAAUCGGUUUUAGAAAAGUUGGAAGAAGAAAAUACGAUCGAGGAAUUUAGCGGAUACAAAGUUGAAAUCGACGAAGAGUUUGGAAAGGACGGGAACGCGGUGUCGAGACAAAAGGCGAUGAAUCGAUCGGCAGACGUUGGGCGGGAGACGUCGCUGUUUCGGGCGACGAGGAGUAUACGCGAGAGUCAGACGCCAGCGUCGUUUCGGAAUCCGAUGUUUACUAAGACGACGACGGUGACAAUAGAUACGCUUACGCCGAUACAGACGGUUGGUGUGAGUGCGAAGGACGUCGCUGGGAAACGAUCACGUAUAGAGGAGGAGGAAAUGAACGACGUCGGUCUUCGCGAUGUGGGCGCCGCCGCUUCGAAGGAAAACGAGCAGCCUUGUAAUGCGGCGAAACAGCCAAAAAGAGUAAACAUCGCGGCAGCGUUGAAAGAAAGGCUCGCGAAUUUGACAAAACAGAAAGAGGAAAAGGAAAAGAUGAUGGAAAUAGUAGCAGUGGAAGAAGAAGAAGAAGAAAAAUACACGGAGGACGAAGAGGCGAUGGUUCCACAGCGCGUGGUGAACUAUGGAAAUACGAAUUCUUCAUACGCGCAGCAGCAACAGCAACAACAACAACACAAUGGUAAUAGCAAGAAUAAUCAAUAUCGAUACGCGGAACCGACGAUUGCUAUCAAGUUUCCGUUCGAAAAGCUUUCCGCGCACGUCGCUUUACGGUUCGAAGGCGGCGUUCGAGAAUACCAAAAUUACCUCCUCUCGACUUCGUGCGAACAACUUUCGCUCAAGCUCAGGAACGUUUCGGACGCGGUGCGAACGGUCGUACACGCUCUUCCGCAGCAAAAAAGAGGCGCACCGGUUGCGACGACCUCGGUGCACGUGAACACUACUGUCGAUCCAAAAAACUUAGGCAUUAGACUUGGACGACAGUAUCGGAUUCAUUACUGGAGCGAGUGUAAAAUGACCGCGUACAAGACGCAAACGAAAAAAGACGAAGAGACCGGCACCGUUAAACUAUCUAAAACUGUCGUCGAACUCACGCUCGGUAGGUGCGAAUUCCAUAGACCGAACGAUUUUGCAAAAGGUGACGUUUACGUGCUCUCUACAGAUCCAGGCUUUUUUCUCUCCUCUCCCGUGGCAAAAAAUACUCGACAAGGUAUGGAUACGUACAAAAACUGGACCGGCGUCGUCGCAUCCACGUGGCACGCACCCGAUAAAGAAGGUAAGAUGCAUGUAGAAAUGCUCGGCGAUUUACCGAGAACACUGAAAGAGUCGCUCAAGAAUAGCUCGAACGGUGGAUGGGUGAAGAGAAAGUCCCUCACGUUAUACGCAGCGCGAGCUCUGAGCGCUUUCGGCGAGUUGGAGGAGAUGAAGAAUGCGCUCGAAAUGGUCAAAGAAGACACGAUGCCACUCAUGCGAAUGAUAAUGAACCCAUCAGUCGCAGAACUGACCAGCGAGCACGCGGAAAAUAUAGCAGCUGACGAGGAGGAAGAUUUUCAAGAUUUGGAGUUUACGUUCCAGAAUCAAUACGGUUUGAAUCACGAUCAAGCUGUCGCGAUGAAGGGAAUGGUAAACACAGAAUGCGGCGUGAGUUUGGUGCACGGUCCGUUUGGGAGUGGUAAAACGAAAUUAGUCGCGAGCUUUAUUCGCGAACACGUCGCGAGUGUGAAAGAUAUGCAGCACAAGCUGGGUGUUCUUCCUCCGGAUACGAAACAACGAAACGGCAGAAUUUUGGUUUGUGCAAACACCAACGUCGCUGUCGAUCGCGUGUUAAAAACGCUCCUCGAGAAUGGUUUCACCGAUUUCUGUCGCGUCGGUUCGUUGACCAAAAUUGACGCGGACAUUCUCCCAUUUUCUAUUCACGCCAAGCGUGACUCGAAGAAAGGCAACACGCACAUCGAAGAACUCGAGAAAGCGCUGAAAGAAAACGAGAAAAUUUCCUCGAGAAGAAAACGCAUCGAAGAAGAAAUCAAAAACUUGAAAAUAAAAGGCGCCUUACAAAAGCGCGCCAAGUUGGUGAAAUCCGCGCCAGUGGUUGCCGUGACGUGCAGUUCUUGCGUGAACAAGCACUUGGAAGAUCAAAAGUUUGACAUUUUAAUCUUGGACGAGUGCUCGCAAAUGACUGAGAUAUGCAGCCUUUUGCCGUUAGCUCGGUUCGGCGUGAAACAUUUGAUAGCGGUUGGAGAUCCGAAGCAGUUACCGCCGGUUUUAGAAAGCAACUUGGAAUAUCCGACGAUUUCUGAGCAACAACCCACGUUAUUCGUGCGACUUGCGAAACUUGGGCUACCCGUGACGCUGUUGCGAACACAAUAUCGAAUGCAUCCGCUCUUGAGCGAAGUCCCGAACGCACAUUUUUAUGAGAACAAAUUGUUGGAUGGCGUUUCGGCGAGCGACCGCGGAGCGUUACUCGAAGGAGUACCUCCUUUGGUUUUUUUCGACACGCACGGCGAAAACGCGCGAGAAGAGCGAAGAGGCCAGUCGAAAUUCAACGCUUCCGAGGCGCGCGGGUGUGCUGUUAUCGCGCGCGAGCUUCUAAACCGCGGAUUGAAACCAAAAGAUGUUGGUAUUAUUGCGUUUUAUCGCGCGCAGGUGGAUUGCGUGAACUCGUAUUUAGUAAGAAUGCGCGUCGGUGCGACUACCACUGCAAAUAUCCUCGCGCCAUCAGAAUUGGACGAGGAAGAGGAUGGCGAAAUUCAAGUUUCCACAGUAGACGCGUUUCAAGGCCAAGAGAAGAAGGUUAUUAUAUUGACGCUUUGUGGAGCAUUUAAAGGAUCAAAUUCGUUCACGACGAGGGAGCGUUUGAACGUCGCGCUGACGCGUUCGCAGAGACACGAGUUUAUCGUCGCCGAUUCGAACGAGAUUGGGAGAGACUGUCUCGCGUUACGCGAUGUCUUGAGUAAGGCAAGAAAAACGCCGAGUGGUUAUCAUCCUGCUUCGCGACGCAUCGAUGACGUCGUGUGUAAAUGGCCUUCGUUAGUUACGGCUACAUCGUGCGAUUUCGAUGUCGCGACGGAUAUCGAACGGAAUGCUGAAUUAAAGGAAGAUGACGCCGAUGGGGAGAGUGAGGAUAUCGUGUGUGUUCACGACGACGCCGACAAUGCCAAUAAUGAUAUAGCAUCACCCUCGUCUUAUACCGAAUAUGAUGACGAUGAAGAUGAAGAAGAAGAUAAUAGUGAUGAGCCUUCGCCGCCGGCUUCUCCGAAAGUCGAAGAGAAAGUUGAGUUUGAUAUGAACGAAGCCGAGAGAAAGAACGAGUACGAUCCUUCCUCGUGUCCUCAGGAGUACCUUCCGAUCAUAGAAAAACUUGAAGAGAUUGAAAUACAGCCAGAUGAGUAUUACUUGUGGUACAAGAAACUCUCAAGAGCUUUGUUAUUUCGCGUUCAGGCGGAUCGCCGGUGGUGCGAAUCGGACAAUAAAAUGCGCACGAUGCUCCACGACCUUGGCUUCCCUGGCAUCGACCACGUCUCGUGGAAAUGGACGUCAAAGCCGCUCCGUCGCGCAAUCUUCGAGAAGUUCUUCCCUGCUUUUGCGUACUACGUCCACAAACACUUCGGCUACGAAUACACUCGCAUGCGUAAACUCAUCGAAAAAUACGACUCGGUCGACGCUUUGCGAAAAGACGAAACCGGCUUUGGUCUUCACGCCAUACGAGAAGCCGAAACGCAAGAUUUAAGCGAACGCGGCGCGAGAUGGUUGACCAGGAAGUUGAGCUCAUCAGAAUGA
This is a messenger RNA of Bathycoccus prasinos, 4041 nucleotides long. RefSeq lists its product with no specific name. The transcript has a single exon. Gene Ontology annotation, molecular function: helicase activity. NCBI's taxonomy places the organism in Eukaryota, Viridiplantae, Chlorophyta, Mamiellophyceae, Mamiellales, Bathycoccaceae. The record is from RefSeq and is a predicted model, not a curated record. The coding region runs from base 1 to 4041 and encodes 1346 amino acids.